Messenger RNA from Polistes canadensis, 1573 nucleotides. Its product is annotated as low density lipoprotein receptor adapter protein 1-like. The transcript is spliced from 6 exons. NCBI's taxonomy places the organism in Eukaryota, Metazoa, Arthropoda, Insecta, Hymenoptera, Vespidae. The record is from RefSeq and is a predicted model, not a curated record. The coding region runs from base 496 to 1446 and encodes 316 amino acids.
UUAUUCUUAUUCUUUGUCUUGAUAUAAUAUUUUAAUUUUAAUGGCUAACAACGCGUUAUUUUUUUUUCACUCGUCACGUCGGGGAACCUAAUAAAAGGAGAUAGAUUUGUAAAAUAUACGAAGGGAACCCAAAUAAAAAAAAAUCGAUAAAAAUUCGAGGGGUAACGGAUAAAAACGCGUGUGUGUUUAUUCGACUACUUUUGAGUUUUCUUCUUCUUCUUCUUCUUAUUCUUCCUAUCAUCAUUAUCAUCAUCACUACCAAUCAUCACUACCAUCACUGUCGCGCGAGUGUUUUGACUCUUUCGUAACGAGCCAAUUUAGUUUUUUUUCUUUUUUUAUAUUAUACAUAUAUAUUAUAUAUAUAUAUGUAUAUAUAAAAAAUUGAAAAAGUAUACUUAGAAAAGGAAGUUGGUUAUUGAAAAAACGUUAUUGUCAUACGGAUUCGUUGAAGAAGAAUCGCGUUGAAGUUUUGGUUCGACGUUAAAUAUCGCUGGGAUGUCGUUCUUCAGAGGCUUAUGGAAAAGCAGUUCGAAGCAUAAGAAACUAUGCGAGGAAUGGGCCUUGGCAAACAGUCGCGAAUGCGUUGAGAGUACCGGAACUGUAGCCUCGACGCAUGAGGAAUCCGAGGAUGCAUCAGAGGCCAGGUUCACCCUCAAAUAUUUGGGCAGCACCCUCGUCGAGACGCCAUCGAGCGAGGAAGCCACGGCUGAAGCCAUCAAGACGGUCAUUACCAUGGCAAAAGCAAGCGGUAAAAAAUUACAAAGGGUGUCUUUGGCUGUUAGUUUAAGAGGUAUCAGAAUGACGGAUUUAGCCACUGAGGAAGAUCAACUUCAAGUAUCUAUAUACAGGAUCUCUUAUUGUUCGGCUGAUGCAACCCACGACCACGUGUUUGCAUUCAUAGCAACGAAUUUGAACGAGACCAUGGAAUGUCACGCGUUUCUCUGUCCAAAAAGAAAAAUGGCACAAACGGUGACGUUGACGGUGGCACAAGCAUUCAAUACGGCUUACGAAGCCUGGCAAUUGUCACAGGCUGCUGAUCCAAGGAUUCAUCAUGCUCAAGAUAAAGGUUCCACGUUGACAGAUGAGAAAAACGAUACGAACGAAAAAAAAAACGGCAACGAGACAAAAAAUGCAACAAAGAUGAAUCAACAGAACAAGCUGAACGGACAACGUCAUGCUGCCGUCAAUGAAGGUCAAAAGAAUCUUUUAAUUGAUCUAUCAAACGAUCCUAAACCGACGGGGAAUUCAUGGGUGAGUUUCGAAGAGGAAACCAAUUCGGAUGGUAAAAAGUCGCAAAAAAAUUCGUCGAAUAGUAUUCCCAUGACUACUUUGAGACACACGAGCACGUCCACGCCAUCUCAUCACGUAGUACCGAGGCCAUCCACGGGAUUCAAGAUGCAAAAUGCUUGGGGAGAAUCCAGAUCCGUCGAUCUAAUGUGUUCGUAGCAGACAUAGCCUGCGGCUGACAGUUUCAGAGAUGUACCAUUAAUCACGGGUCUCUGGAAGCAUCUGUCGAAUAGCGGCCAAACAAAGAAAACUAAUCCUUAGACUAAUAUCAACCCGCCCCCCCUCC